Eruca vesicaria subsp. sativa (arugula) is the source of this 594-nucleotide messenger RNA. The record is from the annotation of a GenBank genome assembly. Lineage: Eukaryota; Viridiplantae; Streptophyta; Magnoliopsida; Brassicales; Brassicaceae.
UUUGUUUUUCCUUUUGAGAUAUAACUCUAUCGUUAAUCCACCGAUUCUACUUGAGCUCCUCGUAUUUAAUCUGAAAAAUCUUGUUUGUGACGUAACCCUUGUGUAUUUGAUUGAUCUGGGCUCACCAAGUGUUCGAUUUAAUGCCUCAAAGAGUUUUUGGAGAUGGGGAAAGACGCUAAAGCUGGUGGGAAGGGUAAGGGAAAGCAAGCAGGUGGCAGUGAUGAAGCAGCAUCCUCUAAGGGUAAAGGCAAAGCUGGAAAAGCUGCUGAUGGUCUUGGAACAUGCACUUAUGUCAAAGCGAGACAUGUUUUGUGUGAAAAGCAAGGAAAGAUCAAUGAGGCAUACAAAAAGUUGCAGGAUGGUUGGUUGAGUAAUGGAGACAAGGUUCCUCCUGCUGAAUUUGCAAAGAUUGCAGCAGAGUACUCGGAGUGCCCAUCAGGGAAAAAAGGAGGAGAUCUUGGAUGGUUCCCUAGAGGAAAGAUGGCUGGUCCCUUCCAAGAUGUUGCCUUCAACACACCUGUUGGUGUCACUAGUGCACCUUUCAAAUCCACGCACGGAUACCACAUCAUCUUGUCGGAAGGAAGGAAAAACUGA